Messenger RNA from Gossypium raimondii (Peruvian cotton), 3883 nucleotides. RefSeq names its product phospholipase SGR2. Lineage: Eukaryota; Viridiplantae; Streptophyta; Magnoliopsida; Malvales; Malvaceae. Gene Ontology annotation, molecular function: metal ion binding; glycerophospholipase activity. Bases 350 to 2977 code for a protein of 875 amino acids. The transcript is spliced from 22 exons. The record is from RefSeq and is a predicted model, not a curated record. Gene Ontology annotation, cellular component: cytoplasm.
AAUCAUCGUCAUCGCUCGGCCUGUUGCCUCUGCCUAUCUAAUCAUUCUUGCAAAGUUUUCUAGACUAUUUUUUAGAAUUAGAAUUGGACUUAGAGCUUCUCUCUUGGAAAAUAAUUUCUCUACUUAAUAUAUUACUAUUCUUGUAAAAUAUGGUUCCUUGUCUUCAUAUUUUGCCUUGCAGUUUAUUACUGCAAUUCUGAUAGGAGCAAAGAAAGAAUUACUCCUUACAAUCUAUCUUGAAAUUUCAGAAGCAGCAGCAAGAAGCAUCACAUAGAGAGGCAGCUGCUGCGAAGAGAAUUCAGGAUCUUAUGCAUCAAUUUCCAUAAAUAUUUUGACGUUUUCUUUGGCGAUGGCGGAUUCGUUAGCAAACCCCUCGGUUGUGGAGGCAAAUGGAAUUGACGAAGCAUUACCGGAUUUGUUGAAGAACACGCCGUCUAACAUUGCGAGAUUGGAGGAUGUGAUAGAGCAUUGUAAGGGUCGUCAGAUGUAUCUUGCGCAGACAAGGAGUCCUUCAGAUGGGGGUGAUGUCCGCUGGUACUUUUCCGAUGUUCCUUUGGCUGAAAAUGAGUUAGCGGCCUCAUUUCCUCGAACUGAGAUAGUGGGAAAGAGUGACUAUUUUCGUUUUGGGAUGAGGGAUUCUCUUGCAAUAGAGGCAUCUUUCUUGCAGAUAGAAGAAGAGUUGCUGUCUAUUUGGUGGAAAGAGUAUGCUGAAUGCAGUGAAGGUCCAAGAGCAUCGAGUAGUUUUGGAAAGAAGUUGGACAUGGUAGAGGAUUUAUCUUCUUCAAAGGGUUCUCAAUCAGCCCAACUAUAUACAUUUGAAGAAGAGAGGGUUGGUGUCCCUGUAAAGGGAGGGCUCUAUGAGGUGGAUUUAGUUAAGAGACACUGUUUCCCCGUAUACUGGAAUGGAGAAACUCGGCGUGUCCUAAGGGGUCACUGGUUUGCUCGAAAAGGGGGCAUGGAUUGGCUUCCACUCCGUGAAGAUGUAGCUGAACAAUUAGAGAUUGCAUAUCGCAGCCAGGUUUGGCAUCGAAGAAAAUUUCAACCAUCGGGACUUUUUGCAGCUAGAGUUGAUUUGCAAGGCUCUACCCCAGGACUUCAUGCACUUUUUACUGGAGAAGAUGAUACUUGGGAGGCAUGGCUCAAUGUUGAUGCUUCUGGUUUUUCUGGUGUUAUUAGUUUCAGUCGAAAUGGAAUCAAGUUAAGACGUGGUUACUCUGCUUCUCAAUCCCCCAAACCAACCCAGGAUGAAUUACGUCAAAGAAAAGAGGAACAGAUGGACGAUUAUUGUUCUCAGGUUCCUGUUCGACACUUGGUCUUUAUGGUCCAUGGUAUUGGUCAGAGGUUGGAGAAAUCUAAUUUGGUUGAUGAUGUUGGCAACUUUCGCCAUAUCACAGCAAGCCUUGCUGAGCGACACCUGACUUCACAUCAACGACGCAAACAGAGAGUCCUUUUCAUCCCAUGUCAGUGGAGAAAAGGCUUGAAGCUCAGUGGGGAAGCUGCAGUUGACAAAAUCACCCUAGAUGGUGUGCGGGGUUUGCGAGUUAUGCUGAGCGCUACUGCUCAUGAUGUGUUAUACUACAUGAGUCCUAUUUACUGUCAGAGCAUUAUUGACUCGGUUUCAAACCAAUUAAAUAGGCUGUAUUUAAAGUUUCUUAAACGGAAUCCUGGUUAUGAUGGAAAGGUUUCAAUAUAUGGUCAUUCUUUGGGAAGCGUCCUCUCAUACGACAUCCUAUGCCAUCAAGAAAAUCUCUCCUCCCUUUUUCCAAUGCAGUGUCUGUAUGAGAAAGACUCAAAAGAUCUAGAAUGUUCUCCUGAUAUGAUUGACCAGUCUUUUGAAUGCAGUUCUUUGGCUAAUAUAGAGAAAAAUGACUCAACUAUGAAGACAAAGGACAUAGUCGAUUGCCUUGGGGAAGAAAUUCUACUUCCAAAUCCAUCAGUAAUAGAAGGACAUGUUGAAGACAAAUCCUCAGUGUCAACUAAAUUUGAUGUAGCAGCUGAGGACCCUAUGCAGAAAAGUUGCAGGGAGGACGUGCAUCAAUCACUUAAUGAUUUUAGUGGAGCCCCUUGGCUGGAGGAGAGUGGGUCUGGGGAAACUACAGAAGUAGACUUUGUUGUCUCAGACGGUUGUUGGGAGAAAGCUACUGAGGAAGAGAGCGAAGAAGCCAGAGAUAGGGAUAAAACAAUCAAAAUGCUUAAAGAGGAGAUCGAUUCCCUAAAAGCAAGAAUUGCAGAGCUGGAAUCAAAUAACUCUGAGGAUAUAGGUGAAAAUAAGGAGAUGCUUAUGCAAAAACCACCUAUGUUGCAGAAGUUUGAUCAAAAGCUGCCACUGAAGCUAGAGGAUGCAACAAAGAGCUAUACCCCCUAUAUUAGAUACACAAAGCUUGAAUUCAAGGUCGACACAUUCUUUGCAGUGGGAUCACCUUUGGGAGUGUUCCUUGCCCUUCGCAAUAUCCGUAUUGGACUUGGCAAAGGGCAAGAUUAUUGGGAUGAGGAGAACAUAUCUGAAGAGAUGCCAGCUUGUCGUCAAAUGUUCAACAUUUUCCAUCCAUUUGAUCCUGUAGCAUAUAGAGUAGAACCACUUGUUUGUAAAGAAUACAUCACUAAACGUCCUGUCAUUAUCCCUUAUCAUAAAGGUGGAAAAAGGCUGCAUAUUGGGUUUCAAGAAUUUACUGAACGUUUAGCUGCUCGUUCUCAUGUAGUAAUGGAUCAUUUCAGUACUGUAAGGGCAAAAGUGCUCACAGCAUGCCAAUCAAGAGACACUGACAACCUAGAAGGAGAAGAGAAUGUAGAAGAAAAAGAAGAGACGUCAUAUGGUUCUCUAAUGAUUGAGAGGUUAACUGGAAGUGAAGGACGGAUAGAUCAUGUACUUCAGGAUAAAACUUUUGAACAUCCAUAUCUACAAGCUAUUGGGUCACAUACGUGCCUUUUCUCCUGGCAUUCUGACAAGACUAUAUACAUCUUCUACGCUCAAACCUAGGUUACCAGCCUUUCGAAUUUCAGUGCAAACAGCCUUGGUGAUCUCAGGGUCAAAAUGACUGGCUUAUCCUUCAUUGAAGGUUUUGACAACAAAUGCUCAGCAUAACUAGCCAUAGCUUCCCAAGGUGACUCACCAGACUUCGGUGCUAUGGUGUCAUUAUUUUUAGACUAUUCAGGAUGUUUUUCACAUUUUGUGCUAUCUAAAAUCUGCCAGAGGAAUGGAUCUUUUUUCUCCAAGCAUGGUCACCUCCUGAUAGAGGCCUUGAUAGAUGCAAAUUGGGUUGGAUCUCUGGAUGAUAGGAGAUCUACCUCUAGAUAUUGCAGAUUUGUGGGAGGAAACCUAGUCACUUUGAAGCAAGAAGUGUAGUUGCUCGAUCAAGUGCAAAAGCAGAAUAUAGGUCUAUCACUCAGAGUCUUUAAGCUUUUGUGGUUAGGAAAAGUAUUGGAAGAAAUAAAAUUGUCAAAAGAAGACAGAUUAUCUUUGUAUUGUGACAACAAGGUUGUCAUCAGCAUAACCCAAAAUCCAGUGCAACAUUAUUGAACCAAACACAUUGAGAUUGAUCGUCACUUCAUCAAAGAAAGGUUAACUACUGGUUCUUGAGCUUAUUUCUUUUGACAUCUAACAAGCAGGUAAUUGAUGUCUUCACCAAAGGUCUUAGCAAUAAGAUAUACCAUAUUUUGGUCCGGAAAUCUGACGUGUGAUAACUAUGCCCCAACUUGAGGGGGAGUGUUGACUUAUUGACAACUAAUAAUUGUGAUAAUUGAUAGUGUAUAGCUGAUUUCUAAGAAUUUAGUUUCUUCAAUUAGUUUAUGUUUAGGGAUUUAAUUUCCUUCUUUCAAUUUUGUGUAUAUAAAUACCUAUGUAUUUUUUCUCAUUGAAUUAUCAACAACAGUGGAAGUUUUUUCA